Molecule: messenger RNA, 390 nt
Organism: Adineta ricciae
Lineage: Eukaryota; Metazoa; Rotifera; Eurotatoria; Adinetida; Adinetidae
Source: the annotation of a GenBank genome assembly
AUGACCGAAGAAACUAAAAAAGCACAAAUUUAUCAUGAUGCAUAUGGCUCAUACACAUCAUCUCCACCAUUACCUCCAGUUCCUCCUUUUCCAUGUCAUACUGAUCCUUCAUGUACGGCAGCCAAUCGUGUGUGCGACAAACAUAAACGUGUUUUGUACGUAAAAACGAUCGCUGGAGAGACCUUUGAAAUUCCUUAUGGCAAUUGGGAAAACUGGUUAUGGUAUAAACAACACAUUAGUGAACAUAAAGGAAUACCAUUAGAAGACAUACGAUUGAUUUUUGCUGGUACAGAUCGCGAAGAUUUGAAGCGACACAGCGGAUUACAAUAUGGAAGCACAAUUCACAUGGUUCUACGCAAACGUGCAGAUGAUCCACCAGAAACUUCGUAA